UCUCACACACACAGCCCCCCUCGUCUCACAAAACAAAAAAAAAAAAAAGUAAAUAAAAAACACCCACACACACUGUGAUAGUUCUUGAUUCACACUUUAAAUGCGAAAAGCGCGGAAAAUUCAUUCAUAAAAGCAUUGGAAAACCUCUAUAUGGACACGAGAAGCAAGCUAAGCAGCAAAACACACAAGCCACAAAAAGUAAAUUUAUAAAUAAAUAAAUAAUAAAUAAAAAGACCAAGUGCAAUACGAAAGAUUGGCUAAACAACCACAGUUUUGGAAGCGAAAGGGCAGCUAUAUAAAGCUAUAUACAUACAUAAAUAUAUAUAUAUAACACUCUAUUAAAUACUGUAUACAACGUUUUACAUAUUUACAAAACAAAACCCAAGUUAAACUAAAACUAAAACUACAACUAAAAAGCAAGCAAGCUAAAUUCAAAUUCAUUCGACUGCAAAGAGAGGCCAGAUUGCGCAUACGCCUCGUAUGCCCGCGGCAUGAGCCACCGUGUGUGUGUGUGUGAAUGUGUGUGCGUGCGGUGUUAGCGGUUGCAACAACUGAUACCAAGUGUACAUAUACAUAACUAUUUGGCCAAUCAACUGCAGCGACAUCGUCAUCGUCAUCGGCAACCAGCAAACGUUACAAACGUCACCAAAGCUUCGCAUUUCUCAUUAAUAAUUAUGUAUACGCAACGUAUGUUUGACAUGUGGAGCAGCGUCACUUCGAAACUGGAAGCACACGCAAAUAACCUCGGUCAAAGCAACGUCCAAUCGCCAGCGGGACAAAAUAACUCCAGCGGUUCCAUCAAAGCUCAAAUCGAGAUAAUUCCAUGCAAAGUCUGCGGCGACAAGUCAUCGGGCGUGCACUACGGCGUUAUCACCUGCGAGGGCUGUAAGGGCUUCUUCCGGCGCUCGCAGAGCUCCGUGGUGAACUACCAGUGUCCUCGGAACAAGCAAUGCGUGGUGGAUCGCGUUAAUCGCAACCGCUGUCAAUACUGUAGACUGCAAAAGUGCCUAAAAUUGGGAAUGAGUCGUGAUGCUGUAAAGUUCGGCAGGAUGUCCAAGAAGCAACGCGAGAAGGUCGAGGACGAGGUGCGCUUCCAUCGAGCCCAGAUGAGGGCUCAGAGCGAUGCGGCACCCGAUAGCUCCGUGUACGAUACACAGACGCCCUCGAGCAGCGAUCAGCUGCAUCACAACAACUACAACAGCUACAGCGGCGGCUAUUCGAGCAACGAGGUGGGCUACGGCAGUCCCUACGGCUACUCGGCCUCCGUGACGCCCCAGCAGACCAUGCAGUACGACAUUUCGGCGGACUAUGUGGACAGCACCACCUACGAGCCGCGCAGUACAAUAAUCGAUCCCGAAUUUAUUAGUCACGCGGAUGGCGAUAUCAACGAUGUGCUGAUCAAGACCCUGGCGGAGGCGCAUGCCAACACAAAUACCAAACUGGAAGCUGUGCACGACAUGUUCCGAAAGCAGCCGGAUGUAUCGCGCAUUCUCUACUACAAGAAUCUGGGCCAGGAGGAACUCUGGCUGGACUGCGCCGAGAAGCUUACCCAAAUGAUACAGAACAUAAUCGAAUUUGCUAAGCUAAUACCGGGAUUCAUGCGGCUGAGUCAGGAUGAUCAGAUAUUACUGCUAAAGACGGGCUCCUUUGAGCUGGCGAUUGUUCGCAUGUCCAGACUGCUAGAUCUCUCCCAGAACGCGGUACUCUAUGGCGAUGUAAUGCUGCCCCAGGAGGCGUUCUACACAUCCGACUCGGAGGAGAUGCGCCUGGUGUCGCGCAUCUUCCAAACGGCCAAGUCGAUAGCCGAACUCAAACUGACUGAAACCGAACUGGCGCUGUAUCAGAGCUUAGUGCUGCUCUGGCCAGAACGCAAUGGAGUGCGUGGAAAUACGGAAAUACAGAGGCUUUUCAAUCUGAGCAUGAAUGCGAUUCGGCAAGAGCUGGAAACGAAUCAUGCGCCGCUCAAGGGCGAUGUCACUGUGCUGGACACACUGCUGAAUAAUAUACCCAAUUUCCGCGACAUUUCCAUCUUGCACAUGGAGGCGCUGAGCAAGUUUAAGCAACAGCAUCCAAACGUCGUAUUUCCGGCACUGUACAAGGAGCUGUUCUCGAUAGAUUCGCAGCAGGAUCUGACAUAACAAGAGCAGCAACAGCAACCGUUCCUGGAGACGACCGCGGAUGAGGUUGCCGAGGAUGCGGCUGCCACGGGAUGUGCCCUGCCGCUGGUGGCAUCAACCGCUGGACCCCCGCAGCAGCCACAGCAGCCACAGCAGCAGCAGCUGCUCGAGGACUGAGGGAUUAAGAAUGGCAAAGGAUACGGCGGCGGCAACAAUAAUUAUUUCAGUGCAAUCACUGCGCGGAUACAAGAACUUUAUCAUGAUUUAAGCUAGCAUACAACCAAGGAUGUGAUCCUCGCCAAGGACUCACUUAAAAAAAAAAACAAAAAACACAGAACUCUUAUAUAUACACGUAUAUAUAUAUAUAUAGAUAUAUAUGAGCUAGAAAAGGGAUGGGAAAAUAUUUCAAAAAUAUUGUUAACUCAGUUAAGACUUUUUUGCUUCGUAGAGAAACCGAAACCGAAACCGAAACAGAAACCGAUUGCAUUUCGAGCAAAGGGCAUCAAACUCUGAUUUACGAAGUUAUACUAUGUAUAUGUACGAUACGUAACCUUUGACUUCUCAUAUCCAGGUCCCGAGCAGAUGAGUAACUAUAUCCCCAGACUAAGUACUUAAAAGCAAAACCCCCUAAUGCCCAGAUAUACAAAGAUCUAGAAUCUGAAUGAAGUCCUAAAUCCAUUUACCCCUUUGGUUAGUUCUCUGUUUCCAUAAAACCCGAUACCGAUCCCAAUUCCGAUUCCGAUCCCGCCUAGGUUGUCUUUGCCUUGUGUUGUAACUAAAGUAUAUUGUGUAUUUUAUAUACAAAAGAUGUAUGUAUCACUAUGUCUUAUAUAUAUAUCGGUUUUUUAACAACAAAACAAUUAUUUCUUUGUAAACAACAACAACAAAAUCGAAUAUCUCGGAAAAUGUGUUCUUAUAAUUAUAUUGAUUAAUGCAAUUACAAUAUAUAUUUACAAUUUACCGUUACGUUUUUACAUUUUACAUAAAGUAAAACAGCAAGAUUAAGUAAAGCUAAAUAUAAAACGAAGAAUGAAGAUGAAGAUAGAGAUAAAGAUAGAGUUGAGGAUGAAAUAGAAGUUAAAAAGUGAGCGAGAAGAUGGAAAUUUCAAGCAAGCACAUAAAAGUAUGCAAUAUUUUUGUUUAAAAACAAUUCUUUAUUAGUUUCUUAUUAUAUAUAUAAAACAAAAUAUAUAUAUAAACAAUAAUUAAUUACGUACAUAAACACACACGUAUAUCUAGGGCUCUAUAUAUUAAAGCAUGAUAGACAAAUCCCAAUCCGGUUCCAAGGUUUAGUAAAAAAAAAACAAGAAAAUAAAGAAAGAAAUAAAACACAAAAAACAAAAAACAUUUUUGAUAUGAAAUCCUAUGCAUAAUUACAAGAAAACUUUUAUUGUUUCUAAGAUUACAACUUAAUGAAAACAAAAAAUUUAAAACCAAAACAGACUGACGGACCGAAACCGACAGCAAGCCGCCCUCCCACAAUCACCCACCACCCCCCCAAUCCUCCCCCCUCAUUUAACCAAGCAGAAAUCUUAAAAAAAAACUAAUAAUUGAUUAAAAACAAA
Messenger RNA from Drosophila kikkawai, 3682 nucleotides. RefSeq names its product Hormone receptor 3 (gene Hr3). Gene Ontology annotation, biological process: regulation of transcription by RNA polymerase II. Lineage: Eukaryota; Metazoa; Arthropoda; Insecta; Diptera; Drosophilidae. Gene Ontology annotation, molecular function: RNA polymerase II cis-regulatory region sequence-specific DNA binding; zinc ion binding; nuclear receptor activity. Gene Ontology annotation, cellular component: nucleus. The record is from RefSeq and is a predicted model, not a curated record.